Molecule: messenger RNA, 1617 nt
Organism: Larimichthys crocea (large yellow croaker)
Lineage: Eukaryota; Metazoa; Chordata; Actinopteri; Sciaenidae
Product: guanylyl cyclase-activating protein 1
Exons: 4
Coding region: 186-755 (189 amino acids)
Biological process (GO): positive regulation of guanylate cyclase activity; visual perception
Cellular component (GO): photoreceptor inner segment; cone photoreceptor outer segment
Molecular function (GO): calcium ion binding; calcium sensitive guanylate cyclase activator activity
Source: RefSeq, a predicted model, not a curated record
ACACGUAAAGUGGAUUACAGUUUCUGAGCAGAUGCACAGACAGAUGAUUGGCUAACGCACUCUGAGUCCUGCUGCUUGCAAACAUACUGGUCGACAUACUGGCCAUGCCUGGAUGCUUGGUGGACGCAGUACUUUCUCUUGUUAUGGUUUCUACUGGAUUUUUUACUUUAUUUUGAAAAACAGACAUGGGAAACUGCAGUGGGACACAUUUGGAUGAACUACAAGCUUGUCAGAGUCAUCAGUGGUACAGAAAAUUCAUGACCGAGUGCCCAUCUGGACUUCUCACCUUUUACGAAUUCAAGCAGUUCUUUGGCCUGAGGAAUCUGUCGGAGUCAUCAAAUGCCUACAUCAAGACAAUGUUUUCAACGUUUGAUUUGAAUAACGAUGGCUUCAUGGAUUUCAUGGAGUAUGUAGCUGCUCUGAGCCUAGUGCUAAAAGGAGGAGUGCAGCAGAAGCUCCGCUGGUACUUUAAACUCUAUGAUAUAGACGGGAGUGGCUGCAUUGACCGUGAGGAGCUUCUUCUGAUAAUUAAGUCCAUCCGUGCAAUCAAUGGGAUGAGUUAUGACGUGUCAGCAGAGGACUUUGCAAACAUGGUGUUUGACAAGAUUGAUACCAAUGGAGAUGGUGAGCUGUCCUAUGAGGAGUUCAUGGAGGGCAUUCAGAAUGAUGAAAUGCUGCUAAAGACACUAACGGAGUGUUUGGACCUCACACACAUUCUCACAAAAAUUGAAGGCGAGAUGUUGGCCAACACCUAGCUCACACAUUUCCAGCUCUAUGGACCCUGAAGAAAUAUGUAUAUACUUUUUUAUAUAACUGUGCCACAGCAGAGUGAGUGAAGACGUACAGCCCACGAUCAUUAUCUGGACAAAUGUAUGUGGAUCAGACUCUGGGGUCGAAAUACUGCAUGGCUGUGUUGUUUCUGUUUUUCCUCACAUAUUCAUUGGUCAGCAAAGACUUUACAUCUAUAUUAAGAUUGUAUUUAAUGAAAGGACACACGGUUUAAAGAAUGCUACCUCAUGGCUUCAUGCUUUCAACAUUUAAAACACAAAUGUAUAAGCUACAUCUGUAAGACAUUAACUUACAGUAAACACUGCAUGGUUUAUUCAGUAGAUCUUCAUUAUUCAGGCAAGUUCAUAACUUAUAUUGUCCAACCUCUGUUGGACUCUAACUGAAAUGAAACACUGCAUGAUUUCUGUCCAGUGUCCAUCAAGUGCCAAUAUUGUCAUGAAUUUUAACAAUUGCAUGAUGUUUGACGUUGAAUACAUGUUAACUUUGUUUGUUUAGGUCAAACCUACUACCACUAGGAUCUGGAUUCUGCUUAACCUGAUCAUUUGUAGUUGUUUUAUAUAUGGUACAGUGAAGCCCCCUGAGAUUUCACUUCUUCUGAGUUAUUGCAAAAUUGUAGGUAUUUUUGUAAAGCCUUUACAGCAAAGCUCUUUUAUACUUUGAAUGAUUUAGAUGCACAGAAUUGCCGGGCAGUAGCUGUAAUGUAUGUUUUAAAAUAAACAGUAACGGUACUUUUGUCGAAAAUCAUGUCGCUUUCAUCGCUGAUCAGUCUCUGGUCUGAUUCAAGCUUCAUGACAAGGCGUUGUGCCUGCACAAGGAAAACAUAAUUAA